AAAUAGCUCAGCCUGAAUUUAUAGAUCUGAAGCAACAUCGAAAUACCAACACGAGAGACAAAACAUGAUUGUAAUACCUGCUUUACCUGUCAGUUUAUCUAGUCCAGUUUGAGACAGUCUUUACUGCCUCAGACCAGACUCAACGGGUGGAUAGGAAAAGCACAUUCAGUUUAUACUUAGAUUAUCUUUAUGAGUUGUGCGCAACACAGAUCUCAUCUAGAUUAUACCUACUGCUCUCUUCAACAGAUUCAACAUGUCUAAUGGGCCGAAGAAGAAAAUUACCCAGAAGCUCAAGAAGACCCUUCCGGUCACAGGGCCACAAGCUCCCACCUUGUAUGAGCUGAUGCAAUGGUAUUGCUUGACCACCAACACCCACGGCUGCAGGAGGAUAGUGGUAUCUAAGGGUCGCUUAAGAAGAUGGAUAUGGAUUGCCCUGACUUUAAUAGCAGUGGCCCUUAUCUUCUGGCAAUGUUCUUUGCUGCUUAUGUCCUUCUACAGUGUGAGUGUCUCUAUCACGGUUAACUACCAGAAACUGACCUUCCCAGCCAUCACCGUCUGCAACAUGAACCCAUACAAGUACAGCACAAUCAAAGACUAUCUGACUAAGCUGGAUUUAGAGACCAACCAAGCACUGAAGGACAUAUAUGGUUUCUCCCCAUCCCUUACUCGUAGACGCAGAGAUGUACAGCCACAAGAGACUAUUCCAGAAGAAAAUUUAUAUUACCUCAAACAAAUCAAGUUAUAUAAAAUUGAGAGCAUAAAUGGAAGUGAGAUAGUUGCUGAUGAAAUUCCCACAGGUCGACGCACCAGAAUGAACGCCAGAGUGGUCAACCAGAAUAAAGAGAGGACCGUUGGAAAUAUUGUGGGUUACAAGUUGUGUGAUCCAAACAAUAGCUCAGAUUGCACAGUGUUCACUUUCAGCUCAGCUAUCAAUGCCAUCCAGGAGUGGUACAGAUUACAUUAUACAAACAUCUUGGUGAAGAUUCCUACAGAAAAGAAGAUUGAAAUGGGUUACUCUGCUGAUGAUCUGUUUGCCAGCUGUUUGUUUGAUGGACAGUCUUGUGAUGCAAGGGACUUCACUCUAUUUACUCACCCUCUGUACGGCAAUUGCUAUACCUUCAAUGAUGCAUCAAGAAAGGAGCUGUUUGUGUCUUCCAUGGGUGGAGCAGAAGCUGGGCUGAAGCUUGUUAUACACAUUGACGAAGAUGAAUAUAACCCCUUCCUGGUGGCAGCAGCUGGUGCCAAAAUAUUAGUCCAUGACCAGAAUGAUUAUCCAUUCAUUGAAGAGUCAGGGACUGAACUUGAAACAGCAACUGAGACAUCUAUUGGGAUGCAGCUGACAGAGUCAUCAAAGUUAAGUAGCCCCUACAGCGAGUGCACCCUUGAUGGAAGUGAUGUCCCUGUCCCGAAUCUCUACAACAAGACGUACACUUAUCAGAUCUGCAUCUAUUCCUGCUUCCAGCUUGAAAUGGUAAACACUUGUGGUUGCGCGCAUUACGACCAGCCCCUUCCAGAAGGAGCAAACUACUGCAAUAUUGAACAAUAUCCAAGCUGGAUUUAUUGUUACUUCAAAUUACAUAAAAGUUUCGUCCAGGAAGAGCUGGGAUGUCAGGAAAAGUGUCGCGAGUCUUGCAGUUUUAAAGAAUGGACAUUUAGAAGGAGUGCGGCAAGCUGGCCCUCAGCGAAAUCAGAGGAGUGGACAAUGCGGAUUUUUUCCUGGGAACUUGCAAGCAAACUCAAGAAAAACCUAACAAAAUAUGACUUGGCAAACCUCGUCUUAUUUUACCAUGACCUGAACCUUAAAACGAUAGCCGAGAGCCCUUCCACCAGUAUUCCUAACCUACUGGCUAACUUUGGAGGUCAGCUGGGCCUGUGGAUGAGUUGCUCUAUGGUCUGCGUCCUAGAGAUUGCAGAGAUUUUUCUCAUUGACUCCUUCUGGGUGGUCAUGCGUCAGAAAUGGCAUAAAUUCAUCAAAUGGUGGAAGAAUCGCAAGGGUAAAACAGAAGAAUCCUCUGACCAGCCUGCUGGAGUUACACAUGUUUAUGACAACCCUUGUCUAACAGAUGAAGAUCCACCAACAUUUAACUCAGCUCUACAAUUGCCUCAAGCUGAGCCCAUGCAAGUACCUAGAACACCGCCACCUUUGUAUAGGUCCCUACAGCUAGACCCAAAUUUCAAUGAGUUGCCUAUAAAUGAAGAAGAUGUGACUAUAGAAUAUAUGUAAGAGAAUUCUGAAGAAAAUUACUUUGAAUUCUUACACUGAAGAAGCCAUAGUUCAAAAGGAGUGAAAGAUGAAGCUAAAAUGUUCAAACGUUCUUGAUAGUAAAUGUACUUUUUGGUGCUUCAUUGAAAUUCAAUGUAGACUUUUGAUCCCUCACAAUGUGCCACAACUGAGUUGACAAGUUUUCACUGGCUGUUAUUGUUGCUCAGUCAUAUAAAUAUUGGUUAUUAAAUAAUUGUAUAUAAUGCU
Messenger RNA from Nanorana parkeri, 2470 nucleotides. RefSeq names its product sodium channel epithelial 1 gamma subunit (gene SCNN1G). The transcript is spliced from 13 exons. Bases 254 to 2224 code for a protein of 656 amino acids. Gene Ontology annotation, molecular function: ligand-gated sodium channel activity. The record is from RefSeq and is a predicted model, not a curated record. Lineage: Eukaryota; Metazoa; Chordata; Amphibia; Anura; Dicroglossidae. Gene Ontology annotation, biological process: sodium ion transmembrane transport. Gene Ontology annotation, cellular component: membrane.